ACUGUAAGCAACACAGUCUUAACAAGACAGGCGUCAUGGAGAUUAUUCAACACGCCAGCGGAAUAUGAACCCGUUGUAUUUGUUGUGUAUAGCGACGGCACUCGACAAUUGGUCAUAUGUACUUGGUCAUUGACUCAAAAAGCAGUCACUUCCAGUGAGAGAAGUGACCCAUUCACUGCAAGAUGGUUCGCUUUCUCCUUUCAGUCUCACUGCUCUUAGCGGUCAGACGAUGUGCCGGUGAAAUGAGAGGAACACUGAUACAAGCUACUACCUUCUACAACCGGUUUAAGGCUCUCCCAACGCUGCGAUGCAGUACAGCCUACGGGACGGGCACCCAGUCAGACAAACUCCUUGAAAACAACCCAGUGAACGUAAACACUGUGAGAAGCUAUCUUACCACAGAUGAACAGAGGACGUUCUACGAUCAACUGAUAGCUAGUCCAGACCAUGAUAUCGGUGUGUUCACUGUGGAGGAGAUUCAUACCCGUCUUGUCUACAUCGGGGACCAGCUAGACGUCACGUCACGUCAGACAUAUCUCAAUAUCCGGAGUCUGUGGGACACCAUUGAUUACUAUUCGCUUCUGUUCGUCAUAAACACGUGGGAGCCGUCCAUCCACCUCAUUAUGAAGGGGAACCUGAUGUGUGAUCUGAUGAGUCGGAUGGACCAGGACAUGUUGUCAGCCGUCUGUACGAGGUUGAAGGAGCCAUUGGUUACCGUGGAAACCCUCUCAGAGUAUCUCGACAGAUGCGCGUACUGCGCUGGAGUAGCUGCCUUGGCCAGACAAGGAAGAGAGACUAUCCGAUGGAUGCCAGGGUACAAGGCCAAAGCACUGUUGGACAAACUGAAACAGGCGUAUCCCUUGCCGUCAGACUGGGACAUCCCGCUGCUGACGUUGGUUCCCGACGCUCUGACGGAGAAGGAUGUGGACCUUGUUCAAAGCUCGGCGUUUUGUGAAAGCACCCAGAUGGAACGUCUCGUACACAAUGACUUCUACAACUACAUAACCCGGGGAGUGAAGAUUCGAAUUGCUGAACGGAUCCGAAGCUGUGUUGGUCAGCCACUGUCCUCAUGGUCAGCCGACACGCUACAGAUGUACGCUCCGUAUAUUAUCUACCUGUCCGAGAAGCAACUGUUAGCCGAGAUGCCCAUGUCAACAGUGGCUGCCCACAUAGCUAUGUUCAUCAAUGAGACUGACAUUAUGCGGACGAAGUUCUUCAAUGCGGUGGCCUGGCUUGUCGAGACGUACUGGCUUGAGGCAUCCGGAACCCUGGACGACCAAACAAAAACUCUACUCGUGUGUGUGAAUCUGAAAUUUGCAAUGGACGACAAAUUCUUCGCCAGUUUGAGCAACGAUGAGAUGAAGAUCUAUUUUGAGCUCAAAGAUGUGUGUUCUCCUCUUAAAAUAUCUGAGGCAGAAGUCGCGCCUGUGAUUGAGUUAUACGUAGCGGCACAAGGAUUCACAUGGGAUGUGGAACACUUAUCGCUGUUCGGGGACAUUAUGGGAGGAGUGCGACUGUCCAUUCUCGAGGCUAUUCCUACAAGUCUGUUCUGCGACAACUGGGUGUCUCUCAAAGACACGGGCUUCCCUUAUCCGGUGAUAUUGUCACUGAGGGAGAAGUGUAAAGACAUCAUAAAAUUAGCACCGUUUGAUUCCUGGGACUGUACCAAAAUUGAGUCUUUGGGGAGCUUUCUGGUCGUGGUGACGGAGACAGAAGCCGAUAUCAUCCCCGCGACCGCCUUCAUGGAGUGCUCGGUCUACCUGCAGGAAGUGGCUGACAGGACCGGGGUAUGCCAGAAGAAUCCCGCACUUUGUGACGUCGUUGUCGGGAAGAUGAAAGAGGCAAGCGGCUCCCUGAGCAGUGUACUCGAGCAGUUCGGCUCCACAUUCAUGAAGGCGAUAGAUGACGUCAGCCCAGCUGAUAUUAAGCUCGACGAGAUAACGUCAUUGGCUUCAUUGCCUGUUGACACAGAAAUGGCGGCCAUGGUGUGGAAGAAGGUGACGGAAGCGUACGGGAGUGUCACCAGUGGCAACAUUGAGUACAGCUCCGAGAAAAUCGCCGCAAUGCCAGCGGUAUUUGCCCUUGGAGCAUCUACCGAGGACUUCAUUAAUCUACCGGAAGGCGACGGACUGAUGAAAGCUUUGAAUCAGAUGGCGGACCACAUAUCUUCCAUGUCAGGGAAAAAGAUUGAGAUCAUUCUUGACAAGCUGAAGAGAGUGUUCGGCAUUGAUAACAGUGCCAGCCGGGGAGUAUGCAUAGAGCCGGCGCUUGCCGAGGAAGUCGGAAUGUAUUUUGCACGUGCAAGUGUGAGCGACCUCAGCAAACUGAACCUCAAUUCCCUCAAAGCAGUUCUCAGGGUCAUCGGCCAGAAGUAUGAGUACGUCAAAUUCCUCAGUCCAGCCAAGAUGAGGUCACUCACCAAGGUCAUGCUUAAAGUAGACGGGAUCGAUUACGCGUUAAGCUACAAACACGAGGACUUGGACAGGUUUGGACCCUACAUGUGGUGUGGCCUUGACUCCAGCCAGGCAUCCAAGCUGACCGCCUCAGCUCUGUCCAAGUACCUGACGGAGGUCACUCGGUGCAUUCACUACGACAGUCCAACAAGGGCCGCCAUUGUCAGGAGGGUUAAGCAGGAUCUUCAACAGAACGGCUACAGCUUGUACGACAGACCCGAUAUGAUGACGGCUUUAGGCCAUUUCCUGCCUGAUAUUGCCGACGACAUCAUCAACGAUGCUUUGACAAUUGACCAGACAGACAUGGUAAUCUAUACGAUCUACAACAUAUUCUUCAAGAUCUCGAAUUUUCUCGAUGAAAUGGCGACGAUUAACGAGAACGAAAUAGGCAAAAGUCAAAGACAGGAGUAUGCGAGCAACGUGGAAAAACUAGGGUUGUACCUAUAUUCCAAGGCCGUCAGUCCAGGAGUAAGGAAGAGGAGAGCCGCCACCAGUACCAGCACAUGCACUGUGCUAAAGGACUUCCAAGGGCAGUUGGGCUUCCUGACUGAGAGCAGCGUCCAGGAUAUGACCCCUACUGACCUGGUUGACUGUUUGGAUGAAUUCCAGAAUGUCUCACUCUCCGACGAUGUCCUCGUUGUGCUGGCAGGGAAACUCACAGCGGCUGAUGGUCUAGGUGACCCGUCCACCUGGGAGAACGGGGAUAUUGCUGGAUGCGGGAAGCUCCUCGACGCUCUGCCUGCAUCGGAUAUUGAGGCCAUCAACUUCAACGAACAAGCCAUGGCUGCCAUAAAUCACAUCAACCUUUCGAAGAGGACGGAUAUAGUCAGCUCCUACCUGACUGACAACAGCAUCAGUGAUACGUCAACGUUGACAGCUAGCACGCUGUCGAAGAUGGGGAACCUACUGUGUGGCUACACUGUUGCUCAGAUCGACGCUUUGAACCAGGAUGAGGCGUACAAAGCUGCCAAAGACCUUUGUCACAUUGCGUGUCUAAGCAAAGAGCAGCUCCAAGCUUUUGGCACCAAGAUCGCAGCCUCUGUUGGCAACGACUGGGCGUCCGUUGACCCGUAUGUCGUGGAUGCUAUGGGUGUCUGCAUGGGUGGGGUACCGUCCACGUCGCUCAAUACCUUGACCUCGGAGCAAAUCAGCAACUUACAACCAAAGGCGAUCAACAGUAUGCCGGCCGAAGUUUUUGCCGAGGUGUUUGACGCCAGUGAGCUUCAACUGUUGAGCAGCGACCAGGCUAAUGUUGUGACUGAGGAACAGAAGGCACAGUUGGGCCCCACUCAGUUGUCUUCCUUGAACUCCAGGUCUUCCCUACAAGAGGAGGAUAUCAGUGUGAUCGCCAGUCCCUUUGACGGAGGAAUUUCCAGUCGCUGUAGCUACAUUCUCGUGACCCUGGGGCUGAUUCUCGUGACCUUUACGAGAUGUAUGUGAAAUCUCAUAUUUCAAUAAUGCCAUGUUGUAUAUAUGUUUGAACAAAGUUGUCAGUCAAUAACGACAAGGACAUAUUUUUGUCCACUCUUUUUUACCAGUAAUGCAGGCAUUAUCAACUUACCAUUGCGUUCGUCCGUAUGAUGAAGGGCGGGUAACUUUAAGCACCAUGGCUUCAGGAGCGUGAUACAUGCAUAACUUUUCACCAUUUGUACAGUGAAUCCGGAAUAACAGUUACAAUUCUCUUUACCGAAACAAGCACGUCUGUGAUAUUCUUCUGUUUAAAGUGUAAUUAUUUUUUUACAAUUUGAAAAAUAAAAUAUUUUUUCACA
Molecule: messenger RNA, 4222 nt
Organism: Haliotis rufescens (red abalone)
Lineage: Eukaryota; Metazoa; Mollusca; Gastropoda; Lepetellida; Haliotidae
Exons: 26
Coding region: 183-3893 (1236 amino acids)
Biological process (GO): cell-matrix adhesion
Cellular component (GO): cell surface
Source: RefSeq, a predicted model, not a curated record